Messenger RNA from Branchiostoma belcheri (Belcher's lancelet), 1451 nucleotides. RefSeq names its product dual oxidase maturation factor 1-like. Gene Ontology annotation, cellular component: endoplasmic reticulum membrane. The transcript is spliced from 10 exons. The record is from RefSeq and is a predicted model, not a curated record. Bases 14 to 1306 code for a protein of 430 amino acids. Lineage: Eukaryota; Metazoa; Chordata; Leptocardii; Amphioxiformes; Branchiostomatidae. Gene Ontology annotation, biological process: protein transport.
GAGAACUGCCAAGAUGUCUGCUGGUUUCUUUGACUUCAACCGUGUGGACGGCGGUCCGACGCUGUACGCGUCCAACAAGACGGCGGUGACGGUGGACGUGCUGGAGGUCGGCUUCAUCUUCGCCAUCUGCAUCCUCGCCUUCUCCUUCCUCGUCAUCCUGCCCGGAGUUCGUGGCAUUCAGCGACUUUACUUUGCUCUGAAGGUGUUCUUCAGUAUCUUUGUCCUGGCAGUCAUCAUGUUGGGUAAUUUUGGUAUGGAGUGGGAGGUGUCAGAGGUGGAGACCGGCGUACAGUACAAGGCCUUCCACAACGAGGAAAUCCACGCCACCAUCGGCGUCAAGAUCGGACUGAGAGCCGCCAACAUCACUCUGAAAGGUUCAGGCCCACACCUGAACAGUGAGAGGAUCGACUACAACGAACGGUUCUGGUGGGGAGGGGAGCGGCAGUGGACACAGGGACGCAACUUCUUCGGACCAUUUGCUGGACUGGUGAACCGGGAGUUCCGCGAGGCUCAGUUUAAGGGCCUGCCGUACCCCAUCCUGUGGAUCGCAGAGUACUUCACUCUGGACGGGGAGAACAUCCGCUGGGGACGCAGCUACCGGCUGUCAGGGUUUUACACCCACAUCAUGCUGUGGACUGCCUUCCCCCUGUGGAUCCUCACCAACAUCCUGUUCUGCAUGUUUAUCCGGUACGGAGCCUACUUCAUGAUGCUGACGGGCGGGGUCAUGUUGCUAGGCAACAUCCUGUUUGCCUCGCUGCGGUGGGGGCCGGAGCUGGCCAUCCCCAUCGGGACGACGGUCAUGAGGUUUCACUACGGCUGGUGCUUCUGGAUAACCCUGGCUGUGGGUUUGAUCACCGUGAUUCUGGGCGCCAUCAUCCUGUUCGUCGACCUGCGUUUCCCCGACCUGACGGGAACGUUCUUCGGCGUGGAGUCGGACCCUGACGAGUACUACACCGUGGAGGGCGAGCUAACCACGGGUACAGUCGAUAUAAGAGAACCCAGCCCCGAUGACAGCCCCAGUAGUCCCAAGGAACAUUCCCAGCUCAUGCCAGCCGCCAAGAAUGGGCCACCAACGGAUGACGCCAUCUACGAGAACUAUGACGCAUACCGCAGACGGACUGACUCCAGGGGACUUUCCCGCUUCCAGAAGUCCCGCAAGAAGCCGGUGGCCUCCCCGCGCCGCCGCACUGCCAGGGCCGCACGCGCCGCUCCAGACGAUGUGUUAAGAGAGGAGGAUGAAACCCAGGCCGAGGCAGAUCAGGGGAAUGUCGCCAUUGAGAUGGAAGGCAUCCACCCACAAGCCUAGUGUUGUGGUGUCACUGGAAGAGUCACAAAUAUGCAAAUCAUGAAAUUCAAUAUGCAAAUAUAUGACACACCAGGGCAGAUUACCAACAAGACGUGUUGAGGCACUGCAUAUAAAUGACAUGGAUCAUGAUCGUACCUUUUUACCU